AUGAUGAGUGACACUGAACCGUCAAACAUCAAUUCCCUGCUAUCGCCUGAUCUGACGCUGAUCAUUUUGCAUAUUUCUUUAAGAAAUUUAAGGGUGUUUGGGUCCAUCGGGCCAAGAACCUCCAUGCAUAUUGGCAAGAAUUCCAUCGAGGGGAGGGGGUUCCCAUAUUUUUUCAUUUUCUCGUCCGCUGCCCUGGCCGCGGUCAAACCGCAUUCUUUACUUGUCAGGGCGGUGCGCAGGGCUCCGUCAAAUUCGCCCAAUUUAGAAGGGUCAAUGUGUUUAGAUGUACGCAGGAAGUACAUCAAUUUGGGCAAACUGAGGGCAUUGCGGAUAAUAGUCAAGGCAUCAUGGGCCGAAAGACAGAAAACACGACCCAGGGCGAAUUUAAGCUCAGAGAGCUUUUGCCAACGAGUCACAGCUGCGUUCUUCAUACUGACAACGUUGACCGUGAUAUUCGGCUCGCCUCGUGGCUACUUCUCGAAAGAUAGUACCGACAAAAACCCGACACUACUCGACAAAACCGAUUCGGAUAUGGACGGUGUGCCGGAGUUAAUCGAGACUGGUUCAGAAAAUGGGGAUGGUGAUGUUUCAUACCAGGGCAAGGACCAUAUGAAGAAAAGAUUUUCAGAAUUUUUGGGAGGAAAAAGAAGCGAUAAAAGAUUUUCGGAGUUUCUCGGAGGAAGAAAAUGA
Messenger RNA from Helobdella robusta, 690 nucleotides. RefSeq lists its product as hypothetical. Bases 1 to 690 code for a protein of 229 amino acids. Lineage: Eukaryota; Metazoa; Annelida; Clitellata; Rhynchobdellida; Glossiphoniidae. The transcript has 5 exons. The record is from RefSeq and is a predicted model, not a curated record.